Molecule: messenger RNA, 5473 nt
Organism: Argiope bruennichi
Lineage: Eukaryota; Metazoa; Arthropoda; Arachnida; Araneae; Araneidae
Exons: 8
Coding region: 256-5184 (1642 amino acids)
Source: RefSeq, a predicted model, not a curated record
CAAGCGGUAGCCGGAUCCUGCUUCGUUUCGAGGUUCAUUCAAGCUGUGUUUCAUUUACUGAUCGCGCGUGUUUCAGCCGUACUCAUCCUUUCAUGAAAAGCGUUGUUUUUGUUGCUAUUGUGUUGUGUGUCUGAAGCGCAUGGAAUUCGCUAUCUAUUAAUUGAAGUUCAGCGUAUGUGCAAGUGGAACUUUUUGAAUAAAUUUCAAUUUUUUUUUCUAGGAAAUUGAAAAUGCAAGGCUAAUUGAAAAUUCAACAUGUCAGUCAUUUGUCAAAAUUUUGUUCAAAAUGCUUGGAAGAAAGAUCUUUGUUCCAAUUGUUUCAAGUCUGUAGGUGAUCAUGAAAUGAGUGAAAAUGCAUCAAAUGAUCAAGUGAAGAAUCAGAAUGAAAAAUCUACCAUAAGAUAUGUAUCGCAAGCUUCAACGACUAGUUCCACAGUGAGUAAUUCAACGCCUCACACAACGUGGAAAACCUUAAUAUCCGAAAGAAAUACUAAAAAUUCUCAACCAUUUAAAUUGGAAACCGGUUUCCAAGGCCGAUUGCUAACAAUUAACAAAUCCUAUCAUGGUUCGGAAAAAAACAGCGUCAAUGGAAGCUCCAAGAAUGGUCAUGCAUCGGAUUCGGAAUUACUCUCAGACAAUGAAUCAAAAAGAAAUGUCAAUGGACGAAUCACCAAGACAGAUUUUACGCAAAUCAGAAACAAAUGUCAGUCUUUGAAUGGUUUUAGUUUGUCAAAUGGAAAUGAUCACGUGGAGGCCAAAAUCGAUCAGAAUGGUACAAAUAAUAAGAAUGAAAAAGGUGCUAAACUUCAAAACGAACAUGAAGGUACUAAGAAUACAGUUUCUUCCAGGGAUUCAAAACUUAUGAAAAGUAAAAGUGAAGAUACAUUGUUUGUUCCUCUACACAGUAUUCUGAAGAAAACCGUUUCGACCCCAACGAAUCAGAAGCAAACGCGGAGAGGAAGUAAUGUAGGUUUCGCAAAUGAAGAACCUCUUGUCAUAGGUUAUGGUGGCAGAGAUUUCACACCAGAGGAAUUGGAAUGGGAUAUGAAUACUUCUGAUGGCGAAAAUGGAUUGGACAGCUUAGACGAAACAGAAGAUGAUAAAGCUUUUUCAAAAAUGACUAAACUCAACACUGAAUUCAAUGCCGAUAACACUAACUUAAUCCAAACAGUUUCAUCUAUUUCUGAAGGCAAUGGAAAAGAAACCCACCGUUCUGAAAAGAAUACAAAACAAAAAGAAAAUGGACAAAAACCUAGUCAAGUAGCCGUAACAAAUAAAGAAGGCAGUGUAGAAACCACAAAUGCUGUAAAAAGUAUUCAGCCUACCGAAUUGACAGUAACUGAUGGUACCGACGCUAUUGAAAAAAACAAAUCCACUAAUGAGAAAAAUAGAAGCAUCAAUGAAGAUAAAUCAUCUUUGCAUAAUGGUUUUCAGCUUGCGGAAAUGGAUAUCAAGGAUUCUGAAUUGAAUACACAAAAGCCGAGUAAAGAUCAAAAAGAUUCUAUUAAUGUUUCAAUAAAAGGCGAUAAAGGAGCGCAAAUAGUGUCGUCAGGCGAGGUUACAGUUGUUGAGACUGCGAAAGUUGGGGAAGCAAAAGCAGAAGUUAAAAAUAACCGAGUAAAUGAUGCCCUGCCUCCAUCCUGCGUUAUUUCCACUCCCAACUUAAGCGGUAGUGGUUGUGAACGGCAGGGGAAUCCGGUGAUGUUUUCGGACGGUGAAGAAAGAACAGGAGAAACUACUAACCCACUCCCGGAUGAAAACAAUGAAUGGCAAGGUGGCGGCGAAAUGGCAGGUCAAAUAUUACAGGCUAUCAAUACAUCCUUGGCAAACCGCCAUAAAAUGAAAGAUGACCAAGAAGUGCAAUCAAAUAAUAAAGAGGAUCCGGCAGAUGAUAGUAGUGAAAGUACAUACGACAGCAAGUGUCAUGAACAUCUCUCAACGGAUGGAACAGAUGAUGCUGAGAAUACUUCUGAUGCUUCUGCAGAAAGACCGGUUAGUUCCGAUGAAGAAUUGAUACAAAACAAUAUAAAUGUUGAGCCAAGAAAAUCAUUUUUACAUGGAUUGACAUCUAAAAAGUCAGCUAAGCCCAGCGCAAUAUAUGGUCCUGCUUCAGACCUGUUUGUGUCGAGAAGUAAUUCAUCAUCUUCUUCGUCGUUGGAUGAAUUUAAUAAAAGUGAAGCUUCCCAUUCAAUUAAUGUAAUAAUCAAUGGAGAAAAGAAUGGAAAAGAAAAUGCAAAUACCACAGAAAGUGAAAACGAAGAUCUUGCUUCGCAUCACAGUUAUCUGAAUGAGCAAGAAAGUAAUUGUUCAGUUAAAAUUAAAGCAAAACCAAAGAUUCCGGCAAAACCUGCAAAGCAACCUGUUCGGCCAACAAUUAAACAAACGACUAAUGAAUAUUCGAAACCUAAGCUGAUGAAAACAGAUCCAAAGGACUCUGAUUCUACUGCACAGAAUGAUUUACAUUAUGCUGAGGCAAAUUCAAACAGCUAUGAAGACAAUUCAAAUAUUUCUCUAGUAGGCCAUUAUGCAGAAAGCAAUAUAUAUCAUGAAGUAGAUAAUUCUGAAAUGAAGAUUCAAGAAGACGAACAAUCGGAAAGGGUUGUUCCAAGAGAAUCUAAACUAGCAGCCCUUGCUAUGGAAUUAGAACAAGCACGCCACUGCAAUAACAACACUAAAAGACAAGCACCUGCCCCACCUAAAAUUCCUGAUCCCCCUACAGAAGACCCACCAAACAGUAUUGGAAGAGCAUCUCCAACAAUGAGCGACAAUUCCCACAGUUUCGCCAGUUAUCGAGGAGACGUUAUGGCAUUUUCAUCAGCAUCGUCCACAGCCUCAACUUCUUCUCAAGACACUGAAACUGGCUAUGCUUCUUGGAACCUACACGGGGAUUUAGAUGAUCAUCGUAAACAGUCAAAAUCGAAAAGUUCCUUCCUUUUAACCCAAUAUUCAAAAUGUAAGAUGUUAGCUAUGGGUUAUGCUGAAGACAGUGCAAGAUCCAGAAAGAAGUUCUCAAUAAAAAAAUUACUUAAAAUAAAGAAAGAAAAUGAUUCUUCAGCUUUUGACCCUAACUGCCCAAACCCAAAGGCUUGGAAAUACAGUGAGAACUUUGAAAAACCACGUGCUAAACUGGAGAUAAUUCAUCCUAUGGAUUUGGAAAAUAAAUCAGUAACAGUAAAUCCAGGGUUUGAUUCAAUGCAUUCAGGAUCCAUGUCUUCAUUUUCAGCAAGUGCAGAUGAUUUAUCUCUACGAAAUAGUGUAUCUAGUGAUUAUGGGAGCUUCUAUUCUGAUACUAUUUCCCCAAUGCAGGAUUUAAAAUCUGAAGUCAACUAUGAAAGUAUUCCUCCACAACUUCCACUAACUGAAGAACAGGAGGAUGCAGAUGAAAGACAGGCAACGGGUAGCUCAAACUCUCCCACUCCAUCUCGCUCUUCCUGUGUCUCUCAAGCAAGUACCUUGACGUCUGGAAGUUCGAAGAAUGGAGGAGCCUCUCCCCACCGUCCACCCAAACCACCACCACCUCCCAGGGCUCAUUCACUUUUGCCAGGAAACAAAUCCUUGAACCCAGAUGGGACUUAUAAAUUUCCAGUCUUGAGUUGUAAUGCAAUUAGCAAUGUCGAAAUACCUGUAUCGCCAACAAAGCCACAAGCUCCGAAGAGACAGUUUAAGGCAUCCACUGUGCGAUCAGAUUGUGGAAUAUAUGACAAUACUGGAUUAGUGCCUACACCAGAAGAAACUGAAGCAUUAAAUGAAAGUCUUUCUUCAGUGAAUGAUAAAGUAUCAAUGGAUGGAAAUACAUAUGGAACAAUACUAGAUAUCAAAUCUAAUAAUUCUGGAAAUCAUAAUUCUGUAUCGGUGGGGGUUAUUGUCUCCUCUGAGUCAUCAACUUCAGUUGAAAGAAAAGAAGAAAUAGAGAAUAAGUUGCCUAUUUAUGAAUCGAAAAUGGACACUCAGUCAAUAAAUGUAACUGUAACUACUGUGUCAGAACCAUUGAAGAAAACAAAUAAGCCUAUUCUUGCUCGUAACAAGCAUUCCCCUCUUACUAAAGCUCCAGCACGUCCACCUCCAAUUUAUAUGAAAUCUCAGAUAAAUAAUAUUGUGAAAAAUCCCAAUCCUUGGAAAACUUUAGAAGACAGUUAUUUAGUUUUGACUGCAUCUAAUCGGGAACUUCUUGUCAAAUUAAUAAAUCAGGCAUUGAAGAAAAGAAAAGAUUUCUUAACCACACUGCAUAAAAUAAAAUUUCAGUGGGCUGAAUUUGAAAUAGAUGUUGAACAACCAUCUUCAGUUUUUGCAUUUGGAGAAAAAAUCGCUUACCAUGCAACUAUGCCUAAACAUCCAGAAUAUCCUGUAACUUUAGUGGUCACUGUCCAACAACAACACAGUCGUUUAAAUGAAAAUAAUGAAAUGAAAUACCCUGUUUUUGGGCAAUUUGUGGAUUACAUACCCAAGGAGUUGCUUGAAAAUUCUAAUGAUGCCGAGUUGGAAUCUAUGCAAGCUACAAUUUUGGUUUUAGAUCGUUCCAAUAUUUUAACAAUUGAAUGCUUCACAGAAAAUUUGCCUAUCUCUCUCACAGAAGAAAAUGAAAAGGAAUUAUGCUUCAUCAUAUUACAGCUAAUACAUUCACUUAAGUCUCUUCAAGCCCAAGGUACUGAAUCAAUAGACUCUAGUUUCCAAAAUCUCAUUUUAGCCAAAACAAAACAAGAUAAAUACAACACACUUGUAUUUUUAUAUGAUAAUUGCUAUGAUGAGCAUGAUUACAUGUCUGAUUCAUGCAAAAUAUCACUCUGCCAAUAUGCUUUGAUGUUGUUGUUUCAGAUGUUGAAUAUACAGUCAGUUGAAGAAUUUAUGCUAAUAUCUGCAACAAAGUUUUCAUCAGAAAUUUCACAGAAAGUGUUCAAAGCAGCUAUUUAUUUGCUAUCUGAAGAAAAAGCUGUUUCUCUUUCUCAAACAAAGACUUUAUUAGAAUGUUUUCUUUGGGAAGUUACAAAAGUCAUGGAAAGUCUUGAAGAUUCUGAUGACAUAGAAAGUAUUUUGCAUCGAUGGCUGGAUAUUAAAAGAGCAAAUUACAUCAAAAACAUUUUUGAUGAUGACAGCUCAUGUGAUAUAAAUGUACAGUCAGAAUAUUAUUCCCAGUUUCUAUUAAGAACCAGUAUAAGGAAUAUAAAAGAAGUACUUUCAUAUUUGUAGAAUACAGGAAGAGAGGAAAAAAAAAAAAACUAUCAAUAGGGUUUUCUACAAGUUGAACAGAGAAACAUUGUAGUCAUUAAACUAAAAAAAGUAUAAUGACAGUGCAUUUUGUUUUUAUAUCUCAAAUUGCUGCUAAUGAUGCAAAUCAUAUAAUGUAUGAUCCUAUUUAUUACUUGUUUAUUUAAAAUUUGAAAUAAUGGCAAUCUCUAUAAAGUUUUAUCACUGUAAGCUUAAAAUUUUUAAAGAAAUUUAAAUUUAAAAUUAACUUUUACAAGCAAAGCUGUAAUUU